CAAAAGUUAGCCUGCCGGCGGCCGCGCGCCCCGCCGCGCCGCGUGCCCUCGCGCUCCUUCCUCGCUGCGCUCCGGGAGAGGCGCUUGCUCUUCCUGCAGCUCGAGCCCCGAGCGCUUCCCAACGUGAGAGGGCCGAGCGCGCCGCGGGCCAGGGGUGGGGAGCAGGACGCGGCGGGCAGGAGCGAGACGGCUGGCCGAGGGCGCCGAAGAAGCGCAGAGGCGACGGGGACCCAUGCCGGCGGCCAACAUGAUGGAGAACCUCCAGCUGCCCGCCCUGCAGGUGCCGGAGCCGCAGGGCGCGCCCGAGGGCAGCCCGGUCUGGUCCAGCUCGUCGACCCCCACGCUCCGCCGCCGGCGCUUCAAGAUGCGCCGCAUGAGGAACGUGCAGGAGCAGAGCCUGGAGGCCGGGCUGGCCCAGGACCUGCCCGGCGUCUUGGCCCCUGGCAAGGAGUUUCUGCAGCUGCCGUCUAUCGAGAUUACGCCCUCCAGCGACGAGGACACCCCUUGGUCCAACUGCUCCACACCCAGCGCUUCCCCCCGCCGAAAACGCUUCCUUCUCCGCAAGUGGCUGAGGGUGAGGGAGCGGAAGGAGUGCAGUGAAAGCAGCAGCCAGCAGAGUAGCCAGCAGAGCAGCCACGACGAUGAUUCGACCAGGUUCCUGAGUCCUCGGGCGCGGGAAGAAAGCACUGCCAGUAACUCAAACCGCAGCACGCCGGCCUGCUCCCCCAUCCUCCGGAAGCGGUCUCGCUCGCCAACCCCACAGAACCCGGACGGAGACGCCAUGGUGGAGAAGGGCUCAGAUCACUCGUCGGACAAGUCCCCGUCCACACCGGAGCAGGGUGUGCAGCGCAGCUGCUCCUCCCAGUCCGGCCGGAGUGGGGGCAAAAAUUCCAAGUCUCACAAGCGCCUCUCAAAAAAAAGCCAGAGUUGGUAUAAUGUGUUAAGCCCCACUUACAAGCAGAGAAAUGAAGACUUCAGAAAGCUCUUUAAGCAGCUUCCAGACACGGAGCGCCUCAUUGUUGAUUACUCAUGUGCACUCCAAAGAGACAUUCUUCUUCAGGGCCGACUCUACCUCUCGGAAAAUUGGAUCUGCUUCUACAGCAACAUCUUCCGCUGGGAAACUCUGCUGACUGUUCGUUUGAAAGACAUCUGCUCCAUGACUAAAGAAAAAACAGCUCGCCUCAUUCCCAAUGCCAUCCAAGUUUGCACUGACUCGGAAAAGCACUUUUUCACUUCAUUUGGAGCCCGGGAUAGGACAUACAUGAUGAUGUUCCGGCUCUGGCAGAAUGCUCUCCUUGAAAAGGUAAGUACUGACUUUUUAACUUAUAUAUAUAACAUGCAGCACAGAUGUGAAGCUGCUUUUGACUUAAACCUGAGUUUUCCUUUUCCUGGCCGUGGAAGUUCCACCCAGGAAAUGGCUGAUCUUGUUUCCGGCUUAUACCUCAGGGUCUCCACAGAGCUGCGCUACCGAAAACAGCCCUGGGGAUUAGUGAAAACUUUCAUCGAGAAGAACUUCUGGAGUGGGCUGGAGGACUACUUCCGCCAUUUAGAGAGUGAGCUGACCAAAACGGAGAGCACCUACCUGGCUGAGAUGCACAGGCAGUCUCCCAAAGAGAAGGUCAGCAAGCCCACAACGGUGCGGAGGAGGAAGCGUCCCCAUGCCCACCUGCGGGUGCCUCACCUGGAAGAGGUGAUGAGCCCUGUCACCACACCCACUGAUGAAGACGUGGGCCACAGGAUCAAGCAUGUGGCAGGCUCCACGCAGACACGGCACAUCCCCGAGGACGCUCCCAAUGGUUUCCACCUGCAAAGCGUGUCCAAGCUGCUGCUGGUUAUCAGCUGUGUUCUGGUGCUGCUGGUCAUCCUUAACAUGAUGCUCUUCUAUAAACUCUGGAUGUUAGAAUACACCACCCAGACCCUCACUGCCUGGCAGGGUCUGAGGCUCCAAGAAAGGUUACCCCAAUCUCAGACAGAAUGGGCCCAGCUCUUAGAGUCCCAACAAAAGUACCACGAUACUGAGCUCCAAAAAUGGAGGGAGAUCAUCAAAUCCUCGGUGAUGCUUCUCGACCAGAUGAAGGACUCACUCAUCAAUCUUCAGAACGGCAUCAGGUCCCGAGACUACGCAUCCGAAAGUGAAGAGAAGAGGAACCGCUUUCACUGACAAGGCAGGAACAGGGGUGGCUGCAAGAGGCCUGUGCAAUACAUGUACAUAGUCCAUAUAAAUAUAUAUAUAUAAAUAUAUAUAUAUACAGAUAUAAAUAUAUAUAUAUUAUAUACAGAUUUUAAAAAGAGAUAAUGCCUAUGUACCAGGGAGAAGGAGCGGCACCGCCUCCUGUGCUGGCCAGUGGAGGGGCCGAGGAGGGCAGGGACCACCUCUCAGCACCGACCUCCCCUGAUCCUCCUCCCCCCACCCUCUAGUCCCCACCCUUUCCCUUGCUGGCCAUUCUUGGCUCUGAGAAGGGAAAUGUUGUUGAGCCAAAGUUAUGCCUGUGAAGACCCUGGGGUCUUGAAAAGAAGUCUCAAGGGGGCAUUGCUUAAGGUGCUUCAUUCCCUAAUCCUCUUUUGAUUUGUUUCCAAAAUAAAAGAGAAUCUUUUCUUCCCGACCGUGUGCUUCCCCAGGUGUUCUCUUGUGAACAAGGAAGCAUCAAGGGCAGGAGCCCAAUGUGAAAUACCAUGUGAGGCCACCCCCUCUACAUGGACCAUACCCCAGGCGUCAGGUGGAGAGGCUGCUGGAGAGCUAGGAAGGCGCACUUGUGGGUUUGGGCCUUGUAGCUGCAGGCUCCUGAGGACUUGUGUUCGGAAGGGUGUUCUCCUCGAUUCUCCCACCCCCUGCACCUUCCUCUAACCUGUGUAGAGUGUGGACCCAAUAAGGGCUGGGAAUUUCUUACUUUCCCACCACCCCCUUCUCUCUGGUCUUCUCCCAGGCUGGAUCUGGGUGAAGUGUCACUUUUUAGUGCCUAAAGCCCUAUUUUUCCUCUGUGCCCUAAGAGCACAUUGUUUAUUAGCCAGGGUGGAGCAUUUUUGAUCUUGUUAAACCUCUUUUAGUGGUUGUAAGCAAGUCAGGUCUGUGGCUCUAAUUAACUCACUUUGAGUUUGAUUUCCAGAAUGAAUCACAGUGUUCUGGGACCUCUAGGGUUUGAGAGAGUGAAUGCCCUAGCAAUGUAAAGAUUGUAGGGUCUAACCACAGAACGCUGGGUGAAUAGUGAGCACCGAUUUCCACCCAUUCCUUUGGCUGCCAGCAUCAUUCGCUCUCAGUGAAGAACCGACUUUAGCCAAGGGAGACAACUGUCUGACACUCUUUGCACAUGGAAGAAGACCUAAGCCUUUGGAAGGAAUGGAUUGGCAAAGGUGCAUGGAUUUGGGCAGCAAAAAACCAGAUCGAGUCUCUGCCCCGUGGGGGCCAUUCCAAAUUCUGUUUUUCAGUCUUGAAAGUGGGAGUUCUGACAGAGGGAGCAAAGCCUUUUGUAGUCUCUGGCCCUAGAGAUGUAUGAGAUUACUAGGAGUAGAAAAAAGAUCUUGGGUUCAGAAUGUGAGUCAUCCAGGGCCUUUUCGGGGUUGUCUCACUGGGACCUAUGCAUUUAUCUGACCUUGUGGGGCCCUUCUGGGUACACUUAUCAUCUUUCAUACACUAAUUACUAUUUCUCCAUAUGAUGACCACAGGAUUCCUGCCAGCCCAGGCAGAGCUCAAAGCAAUUCUUGAUCAGGAAAGGAUCAUAGCCAGUUUGGCAAGAAGAGCUCUUCCAGAUCGCUUGUUGUUCUGGUGGGUCUCUUGAUGCAAGGGGCAGAGGGAAAAGAAGAUUUUAUCACUGAUCUAUCCUAAAAGAAGAGCAAGUUUUAUUCUUCCCUUGGAAUGGCCUGUGCAUUAUCCCACUUUGACAACUAAAGAAAAGUUUUUGACUUUUCAGUCUGUCUGAGAAUAUGGCCUUGUUAUUGCCCUAAGGUUCGGAUGAGAAGACAGAAAGAUACAUGCCCAGGUCAUCCCCUAAGUGAGUAGGAUGAGAAAGUUCCUCAGGAUCAGCUAGAAUUGAUAUCCUUCCCCUAGAAAAAGAGAUGUGAGGAAUUGGAGUUGAGUGCAAUCCAUCUGAAGGGUUCAUAUGCCCACAGGCCAGUGGGUCGCUGCUCACUCUUGCCCAGGAUUUUGAAUAGGAGACCCUGGUGAAGGUCAAGGAUCAUGACCCCCAAGCCCAAGAAGGAGGAACAGUGCAGACUGCUAGAUAUUUCCCCGCUGGAGUAGCCAGAAGCCAAAAUUAUUCCCAGAAACUUUUGAAAGCAAAAAUGGUAAAUUCUCUAAUUUAUUCUGUACAUAAUUAUUUAAAUUAUUCAUUAAUUAAAGAUUCCAUGGUGAGACCUUUGGGAUGACUUAAAAAGCAUUCUUUGCCGGGAGUAAAGUCAUAUAAGUAGACCUGGUUGCACAGAGUUGUUCUGCUUUUGCUUUACCUCUCAGGCCCAUUCCAGGGAGGAGUAGGUGACGGGGAAGGGAGGUGCUUAGUAUAUCCAAGGAACCCUCAUGAUUUCUGGAGAUUUGAACCCUGGAGACAAUGUGUACACAUAGGGAACGACCCUCGGCUGCCUCAUUUC
Ceratotherium simum simum (southern white rhinoceros) is the source of this 4578-nucleotide messenger RNA. NCBI's taxonomy places the organism in Eukaryota, Metazoa, Chordata, Mammalia, Perissodactyla, Rhinocerotidae. The record is from RefSeq and is a predicted model, not a curated record.